Molecule: messenger RNA, 465 nt
Organism: Prunus armeniaca (apricot)
Lineage: Eukaryota; Viridiplantae; Streptophyta; Magnoliopsida; Rosales; Rosaceae
Source: the annotation of a GenBank genome assembly
AUGAUCUCCCAAGUCUCGACUGACCUUCCACCAGCAGAAGACGAUCUUGUAAUCGGCUUUCAAAAGAAAGAUCUGAUCGGUCUCGACAUGCCACAUAAUGACGCCCUUGUCAUCAGUAUUCAAAUCGCUCAGGCUAUAGUCAAUCGAAUCCAUGGAGACGAGGGUAGCACAGCCAAUAUCCUACAACUGGUGUGGAUGAGCUUGGAGACAAAGAUCAACAAAUCAGCAAGAUCGCUGACCGGAUUUAAUGGUGCAAUAACGGUUACCGUGGGCACGAUAGACCUCGACGUCUACUCCCCGCCUGUAGUCAGCUUGCAAAUAUUCAUGGUCAUUGAUGAAGUCUCACCCUACAACGGCAUUCUGGGCAGACCAUGGAUCGGCAAGAUCAAAUCCAUCACCUCUGCCACACAUAAGAAAAUCCGGUACCCAAUCCCUAGGGGGCGGUGUCGACCAAAUCAACAGUGA